This is a messenger RNA of Talaromyces rugulosus, 1128 nucleotides long. RefSeq lists its product as uncharacterized. Lineage: Eukaryota; Fungi; Ascomycota; Eurotiomycetes; Eurotiales; Trichocomaceae. The transcript is spliced from 2 exons. The record is from RefSeq and is a predicted model, not a curated record. The coding region runs from base 1 to 1128 and encodes 375 amino acids.
AUGCCUAUCACUCGGUUUCCAAUGACAAUCAUUAAAAACGAAGAGUGUCUGGAGGAUCCGAACGGGCCUUUGAGCCUCCAUCAGGCAGCCAGGGCGCACAACAAACAAAAUAUCAAACGCCAACCCAACAAUAUCCAUUCUUUGUCCGGAGAUUUCCAUCAAAAACAUCACGCGAUUCCAAGGCCUGGGACAGAAAAGGAUUUCCAUCAUCACUAUUUCCACCUCCAGUCCCCAGAACCAUCCCGCAUUUCGGUAUCGAGCCCUAUGUACCAGACCACAGGAUCCUUGUUUCUACCACCGAGCAGAAGCAGUCAACCACCACAGUAUCCGUACACUUCUCCGCCAGUGGAAAACAAGAUAUAUAAAACCGAGCCACAGGAAAGCACCGAAGGACCUCAGCUUGCACACGGUCUUGACAACUUCGUCAACAUGUAUGCCCAACAACAACAGCAUCACCAGCAGCAGCAAGGGCAGCGCCAGACCCAGCAGCCGAACGCCUCUUAUCCUGUCAACAACAUGGCCACCCCUCUGACUGUAUGGGAACAUCAAUCAAGCCCAUCGGGGACCUUUAUGAAUAACACACGGCCACCAACCGAGUCAUCCGAAAGCAUCCCCGCGGGCAAUCUUGAGCAGUUUGACAGCCCAAAUUACAAUGAUGGACCCUUUGCUCCUCCGCAAGAAGCCUGGUCGUUCACGUGGGAUAUGAAGGAAGAUCGCACAAUCGUUGAACGCAACAAGCCAAAGAGGAGGAAGCUUACUCCUUCGGAGCGGGCCCGUACCAAGGCACUCAAGCUUGCAGGAGGUGCCUGUGGCAACUGUCGGCGGAAAAAGAAGAAGUGCACACACAAAGACCUUUCUAACAUCAGCUCUCUGGGGGAAGGACAACAAACGACAGCAGACGGUGACCUUGCUCGGCGACACAACCAGCCACCAACUGUGAUAGAUAGAGACAUCCAGUCCCGCAUCUACACUUACUCGGGCCCAGGCAAUUCGGUUCUGGCCUAUAUGAGACCAGAAGAUGAUCCUGGUAUGCACACACCUUCAGCCACACCUCCCUAUGUGGAAGAGAACGACAACGUACCAGAGUAUCCUCUUGACACAGCCGGGCUUGGCCAACAGUUCGAGUAA